Prinia subflava (tawny-flanked prinia) is the source of this 2635-nucleotide messenger RNA. RefSeq lists its product as uncharacterized. The record is from RefSeq and is a predicted model, not a curated record. The transcript has 14 exons. Lineage: Eukaryota; Metazoa; Chordata; Aves; Passeriformes; Cisticolidae. Bases 166 to 2109 code for a protein of 647 amino acids.
AACCUGUUCAACACGAACGCUGAGUUUGACUGGGGAGAUUUCCGGAGCCUGAGGGAGGAACUGAGGGAAAUUCCCAGGAAUUCCCAGGAAUUUUUCCUGUUCCUUUUCCACUUCCAGGCCCCCGGCACGUACGUGCUCCGCCUGAGCAGCAACAAGCACAAGAGGAUGCUGCUGCGGGCGCUGCCCGCGGGGACGCGCUGCCGCCACCGGGGCCCGUUCGCGCCCGGCUCCCCCCGGGCCGCGCUGGGGACGGGGGCGGCCCCGGGCACGGAGCUGCCGCUGGCACCGGACCGGGCACCGCUGCUGCUGCUCCUGCUCCUGCUCCUGCUGCUCCUGUUCCUGCUGCUCCUGCUGCUGCUGCUCCCCCUGGCACCGCCUUUCCUGUGGCAGGGCCUGGGCUGGGCGCGGAGGGGCAGCCCCAGCCCCGCGUUCCGCAGGCAGCAGCUCCGGUACAGCCUGGACAGAUAUUCCUCCAAAAUUCCGGCGGUUUUUGCUGUGAGAAAAGCUCAUCCCUCACUGCAGCACCGGGCUGGGCACUCCUGCGGCGCUGCUGGGACAGCCCGUUUCCUGCCAGGAGGGGAGGCCUGGGAGCCCCAAGGACAAAUCGACCUCGAAGCUUUUGACACCGAGGUUUUCUUUGAGCUCCUGCUCAGGCAGUCCCAGUCCGUCACCACCACCCUGGGUCACUUCAAAGAAGAGGUAAAAGCUGUGUAUCACAGGGUAAUGAAUGAAAUCUCCUCGCUGGAAAAGCUUUGGAUAAAGGCUCUGAGCACCCCAGGAAAGGGAGAGGAUGAGAGGGUGGCAAAACAGCAGACACCAAGCUCUGUGUGCUCUGUGCCGUUCCCUGGGUCAGCACAGGAAAUCCCUGGGUCCAGCAGAGUCUGUGGAAUCUCAAAUAAUCCCUGGGAGUUCAUCCCACAAAAACUGAUCCCGCUGCUCCGGGCUGCGCUUCAGGAGCUGCAGAAAAAGAAAAAAAUCAAUUUAUCCCCUGAGAGCCCAGGUAUCAGGGUGCUGAAGCAGGCAGAGCCCCCCAAGACAUCCAGGAUGACCCUGCUGAACCCUCAGCUCUCAGCACCUCCACACGGGGAUGGAAUGAAAUAUAAAAGUUUCUCCUUUCUCCUCGGCCUCCUGAAGGAGCUGAACAAUGAGCUCAGAGGUCUCGUGGUGGCAGCGGGGCUGGGACAGAGCCCAAGGCUGGAGAAAACAGAAAUCUCUGCUCAGGAGGCAGAGCUGGCAGCAGUGGAUCCUGCAGCCCUUUCUCCCAGGGAGUUUGUGGUGUUCCAGUACGGCCUCUCCAUCCUGAAAUUCCUCACAUUUCACAUUAAAGCUCCAGAAAUCACCCUGGGCGUCGCCUCCAGCCUCCCCCAGAGCCACGCCCCGGGCAAUGCCUUCAGCAAUUCUUUCUUUUAUCAGAAUUCCAAGAGGAAACUCUUCCUGCUGAGGGAGUGCCUGGGCUCUGGGGGAGGAUUCCUGCUGCUCCUGGUGCACUGCUUGGCUCACGUCACUGCUGGGGACCUCAGCCACGACUCCAAUCCCCUCUUCCUGAGCCUCUUCCACCAGGCUCUGAAGGCCUGUCUGAGUGAGAUGCUCUCCCUCAGGCUGCAGCUCUGCGCAGCUGCCCAGGGGGAUAAAUCCCAGGGGAUAAAUCAGAUGCUGCUCAAGGAGGAGCCACUCUCCACAGAGGAAACAAACCUCAUCUCCCGACUUUUGGAAGUGAGAGUGAAAAACCCCACGGAGAUGGAAACCUUUGAGAAGAACCUCUUGCUCCGUGUGAAAUCCGAGGAAUCACUCAACAGCAAGUGGCUGGUGAAGAAAAAAGAGAAUUUCCUUCACCCCCUGAGCAGCAGUGGAAGGGACAGCCUUGGACAGAGGGCACAGCUUGAAGAGGAAACUCUCAGUUCCUCGUUCCCCUCAGAGCUGGAGGAUAAAGUGGAUGCUUUAACCGAGGAGCUGGUGCAGGUUCUGGAGGAUGAGCAGCAGUUUUUAAACAGCAAAGGCAAUGAAGAUUUGCUCUCUUAUUACCUUGAAAUAACCACUCUGGAGAAGGAGAGCUUGCUAAAACAAAUCCAAGCCUUAGAGGAGGAAAUAGCCCAGGGCAGAGAAUUGUGAUGCUCCAAACUCUGGUUUGGUUCCUGCUCCUCUGCAUUGGGCAUUCGGCUUCGAGCCAAAGUAAAUCUUUUAUCUUUAAAUCUUUUAUUUUUGCCUGAACUCCAAUGUAUUUUCCCUCUCCAUCCCAAAGGCUCAUUAAAUCAGUGCAGCAAUUGAAGUGACAAGAGUUUGGCUGGAGGAACUGACAUUUCUGGCCACAUGCAAGUGCUGAGAAGAAAUAUUGCUGCAAAAGCCCGGACUCAGAGUUUCCAGGAACAGCAGCAAAAUAUAGAAGCACUCAAUUCCUCGUGUUAAAUAAAUUAUUCUUUAAACUAAUGCAUCGCUCCACGAGGGGUUCUGAGGCCUCUGCAGCUGAGAGUUGCAGUUUUCUGAUUUUAUGACACAGCAAAAACUGCAGAUGUGGUUACUUGGGUUAAUUAUAUCUGUGCAAUUACAUUUAAAGUGCAAGAAAUAUUAUUUUCCACCAUUGAAGCAACUUCUAAAGUCGCUUAAUUUUAGCUCUGUGCCACCACCCACCCAGGGAUGU